Messenger RNA from Branchiostoma floridae (Florida lancelet), 5258 nucleotides. Its product is annotated as zinc finger protein 423-like. NCBI's taxonomy places the organism in Eukaryota, Metazoa, Chordata, Leptocardii, Amphioxiformes, Branchiostomatidae. The record is from RefSeq and is a predicted model, not a curated record. Gene Ontology annotation, biological process: regulation of DNA-templated transcription. The transcript has 6 exons. The coding region runs from base 351 to 5018 and encodes 1555 amino acids. Gene Ontology annotation, molecular function: RNA polymerase II cis-regulatory region sequence-specific DNA binding; DNA-binding transcription factor activity, RNA polymerase II-specific.
UUGUCUGCUGCUCGGGUAAAUUUCAGGGUGGUUGUGUGAUGUCGAGGACUUUUCAGUGCACGGUUAGUGGGUGAGAUUUUACACCUAAUUACCUUCUGGUGUCUCAGAGUUUCGGUGUAAAUGGUUGAGAAAAAGUUCAGGAACACACAGAGCACGCUCUCUCGGUAGGGAUGCGAAGGGAGGGGAGGUAAUUUUCUCUUAGAUGAUCCGGGUAUGACGUCGUUGCUACCGGCAGGAUGUAAUCAUUUGCGACUGCCUCUUGCCCAUCGACCUGGCUCUGUUCCUGUCGGUUGUUGUUGGAGGUGAGCUUCUAUGGUCGACAUUUUGCAGAAAAGAAGUGACUACUCAACAUGGAUACAGCUGUAGACAUAGAUGGUGCUGACGGUAUGGACCAGGGGACCACGGAGUGCCAAAAAGCACACAGACAGGCCAGCACCUCCCUCAACAUUCCCAGAUUGAACAUGGAGGUCUCUGACAGUCAGGUACUAGUUCAGGGCCAAAUUGACUCAGCACAGACAGAUGCUUUGUACAGUGUGGAGUGGUUACAGAAACAAAUGAAAGAAAGAAACCAUGGGGAGACAGUUGUUCCCAACUCCAGGAUUCUGCGCAGGUUGUUCUCCUCGGCCAUGGCACAUCGGCUGAGAGCACAGUCCCCCCACAAGUACAGGAACGCCCUGCUCCUCAAGGACCACCUGGACAUCCUGUACACCAUCUUCCAUGGCAAGGCCCCUCAGGAGACAGCCAACCCCUUCCUUCUCAGUCUCAUUGAAGAGUAUGAGAGGAUGAAGCUUGCUGAAGCAAAAGGUUCAUCAAAUUCUUGUGUUUCUGUCACAACCGCUACCACAGCUACUAGUAUGACAGCUUCAUUGUCAUCUACAUUAAGUGUGCAGGCUCCUGUAGACAACUUCUCAUCUGACAAGGAAGACAGCUGUACAGUUCAGACACAGCAGCAGGACAGUAAGGACAGUCCUAGUCAUGCUGAAACCCAGGCAGAGAACCCCAGAACUGUCAAAAAUAGUGGAGAUGUGGAAGGCAGAGCUGACAAACAAACUGAAGCAAUCGAUGGAAGCACAAACUUUAAGACUUCUGCCAAGAAAGUGACACCUAAAAAAGGGAUGAUUAGGAUGGGCAAUCGCUGCUACUCUUGUUUUGAGUGUUAUGAUGUCUUUAAGAACUCUAUUGAGUUGAGGAUGCACUUCCUCCUCCAUCACCCCUCACGCCUUCCUUACAUUGAUGGAGAGGAUGACAUCUUGGAGGCCAGGCAAGUCAUCCAGGCUACGGUGGAGAGGGGGGAACAUAUCGACUUUCACUCCAUCUCCCUCCAGUUUCCCAGCAUCACUGAGGAGGAGUUUCUGAGGACCAAAAAUAGCUGCAUGUCUCUAAAGGAUAAGAUACAAACAACUGUUCAGGGCCUUCUGCCUUCAACACACAGUAUCAAGUUUGUACAGAACCCUAUGUCAGUUACAACAGUUGAUAGUGCUGUAUCAAAGUCAAUGUUAAAUGGUAGGGAGGAAUUGUGUGAUGUAAACAGAGAAACUGCUCUAGAUUUGUCAGCUAAGAGUAAAGAUGAUGUAAAUAUUGGAAGUGUAGAAAGGAAGCCAUGUGUGCCAUUACACCACUACGAUAUGAAAAGUACCCAUUCAUUGUCAAAAGUCGAAAGUGAUAAAGGUCCAUCACAAUUAAUUGUUAAAGUAAAACAAGAACCUAAUGAUCUACAUGAGUUUGGACGUGACCUCCAUGACAAAGAGUGUUCAAGAGCUCCUCCUAAACUACUUCAGGAAAAGGUGAAGAAGGAGACUGCAGACAAAGGUGUAGAUCCCAUGCCUUUAAGUAUCUAUUUGAGACAGGCAAAUGCUGCAAACACAGAUGCAGAAAAAAAGACAGAGUUACAAAAAGGGCCCAGUGGUAGCUUACAGAUCCUCAACACAGAUGUGAAGAUGGAAAUAAAAAGAAGAUUUGAUGAUCACAAUGAAGGACACCCCGUCAAGAAAACAUCAUCUACCAGGAGGAAAAAUACUCGACCAAAGAGGAUGAGAGUUGACAGUGACUCCUGGGAAGAUGCAGGUACUGGCACUGGGACAGAGAAGGCCAUUGAACACAUGCAGCCAUGGGCUGACCAGGCAGGGACAGGUUUUAAAAAAGAAACCUUGGCAGCUUCAGAAAAUUCCUCAUCAUAUUUUGACAAUGCCUUCAGUGAAGAAGUUGAAAGUCUUGACAAAAGUGUGAAGGGGAAAACAGCAGCUUUAUUUAAGGUUAAGAUGUGUGUUGAUUGUAACAAGACCUUCAGAAGCCACGUGGACCUCAAAAUGCACGUGUUGCGUAACCACCCAGAGAAGCUUCCUCUGCUGAACUGGCCAGCUGAAGACUUUCCAAGCACCAAACCUCCUGAUGGUUUUGCAGAGGACAGCAGACCUGGGCUGAUCUACUGUACAGAAUGUGACUCUACAUUCAAGAUGUUCAUGGAUCUGAAGAUGCAUGUGAUGCAGGUCCACCCAGAGAAGCUACCCGACUUUGAGUGGCCUAACAGGGACCAGAUGAGGAAGCGGGGAAACCCUUACAGGAGAAGCAAGAGAGCCAGGCAGCCAGGCCGUAAGAUGAAGAGAGGGAGGAGUAGAUCUCCAAAGGGAAGAAGCCAAGAAAGAGAAAUGACUUCAUCAGGGUCUGACAGACAAGAGGAGGAGCAGUUUGCACAGGAUGGGUCCUUAGAUUUGAGGAUAAGGAAAUCUGUAAAGAAAGAAACGAGCAGUGAAAUUUUAGACCUGAGUGUGCGCAAAGUUCCAACUUGCAUUACAGGAGUAAAUAGCUACAGCAACCCCUCAGCAGAUGGCUCUAUACCAGCAACAGGAUACAAACAGUUUACAGAACAUGUGCCAGGCAGAAAGCGAGGACACAGAUGUUCUCUAUGCCAUGAGACGUUCGCUUUACUUGUAGAGCGCAAAAUGCAUGUUCUGCAGUGCCAUCCUGAGAAACUGUCAGACUUCAACAUGAGAGAUGUGCCACAAUCCAGCACUACUACAGAGCAUGAUCUGUGGACAAAAGAAGUGCCUAACGGAAGGGGAAAGAACAAGUAUACCAGGAAGUGCCCUAUGUGUACCAAAGAAUUCAGGUCUCUCACUAUGUUGAAAAAGCAUGCAUUGGCAAAGCAUCCUGGAGGGCUUGCUGAAGUGUGUAGAGAUAGCACCCCUGUCAGUUAUGGCAGUGUGUUAUCAUUUGUACCUCCAAGCAGAGUGAAAAGUUCCAAUGGAGCAAGCAGUGGUGAUUUCAACGAGAUUGUAGCAGCCAACACCAGAGUCCACAGAGCAAGAGCAAUGAAGCGUAAGUGCCCAGCCUGUGGUGCUUGUUUUAAAGCCCUGUCUCGUCUGAAACAGCACGUCUUGUUGGAACAUCCGUCAAAGCUGGGGGAGGUCUGUGAACCAGAUGAGGAACCUCCGUUCAGACUUUCAUCAAGUACGCCCAAGACUGUGUCUUGUUCAGAAUGUGGUGCAGGGUUUGCCACCCCCAUUGAACUGAAGAGUCACUUCCUCAAACACCAUCCCUCCAAAUUCACAGAUGUGUUAAAGCCUUUGGCAUCUGAUCUUCCCGUUGUGAAAAGAUUUGGUGACCAGUUUGUUGUCCUGAAAGACAGUCUGCUGUACAGACAUAUGUGUGAAGAGUGCGGUGUGGGCUUCGCCACACAGGAGGCAAAGAUGACUCAUGUACAGGUGGAGCACCAAACCCAGGGGAGCAGCUACAGUGCUGCUCUUCAGGUGCUAGUCAACACAAGAGCCACCAAGUUUCGGGGAAAGAUGCAUCUGUGCCCGCAGUGUGGUACGGGCUUCAGUACAGAGAUCGAGCGGAAGCGACAUGUCCUAGAACACCAUCCGGGCCAGUUUGCAAAAUUUGCAGAGGUGGUGGACCCCCUGAACCUGCAGGUGACAGAGCCUGUGUCUGGAGAAGGUGACAAGACAAAAUUCACACAGCUUAGUGGGUAUUCCAAGAAGUCUCUGUGGGGUAUCCCCUGUCCCGCCAACUGUGAGACACGCUGUAAGACGUGGUUGGAUCUUAAGAAGCAUGUCCUGAUGCACCACCCCUCCUGCUUCGGAGAAGUCUGCAGGUACAGCCAAGAGGACAUAACAAGACUCGUGCUGGAGAAAACAUCAACUGUAAAGGCGGAGAAGGGCAGUGGCACUGAAGACAUCAACACAGAGGAUGGAAAUAUAGUGAAAACUCUGUUGACUGGGCACAGGCUGAUUCAGGCUGCACUGUCGCAGUCCUCCAUACAUCAGGGUGAAGUCAGUAAUGAUAAAGUUGUUAAACAGGAGCACAGUGCCAAAAACGAAAGGGUAGACCACAACACCAGCUCACCCAAUGGUGUGACUCAAACAAAUGGAAAAGGAGACUCAAUGGAGAAAACUAAUACUCGGCACGUAAGGCGACACUGGUGCCCCGACUGCCACAUGCCGUUUUCCAACUUCUUGGACCUGAAGUUUCAUGUCAUGAUGAAACACCCUGCCAAACUUCUCACACUGAACGUUCCAGAGAAGAACGUCCAGCAGCAGCCAGCAGGGAUGGAACCAGUGGACAGCAAAGAGUCCCAGAAUGCUCUACCCAGUACAAACAGUGGGGAGACCACACCGCACAGUGUGUUGCGUAAAGGUGGCAACAAGAGGCCGACAGAGAAAACAGAUCUAACGCAUGAGGAGCUCACACUCACAGAACAGGUGCAGGCACAUGGAACCACAAGACGGCUUCUCCUUCCUAAGCCAGGCAAGGCAUGGACCAAAAGUCAGCAGAUGCGGCUUAAACAGAAAAGUCUGUCAGAAGAGGCCACGAAAACCAAGUACUCCAGAAAAGUGAGAUGGCAGUGCCCAGAAUGUAAAAGCCUGUUUGACCAUUUUCUUGGCCUGAAAGCGCACGCAGUAGAAAGUCAUUCCUUCAUGUUGCCCUUGCUUGAUCCAGAAACCACCAAGAUCAGACUUGACAGGAAGGUCUCUAAAGACUUGGUGGGAGAAACAGAAAUCGUCCAGAGUACAUGUUAGGGUUAUGAUUAAGUAUCAAACACAGUCCCAGGCUGCUCUUUAGCAAAUGAAUUAUGUUGACCUCCAUUUCUGUUCAUAAGAAACCUCAGGAAACAGAGUCUAUUCAUACAGUCUAUCAAAGUUUUAAUGAGUGAAUGCUUACUUGCAUUGUAUGUACUUUGUUGUUAUUGGUGAUGUAGUAACUUUGUGAACAAAAAAUAAGCAUAAAGAUGAGUGUUUAAAUCGCCAUAACCAAGAAUA